ACCUCACGAAACAGUGUAGAUGAAAUUUUGAAAUUAGCGAACGACCAAAAACAGUCGAUAACGGCUUUACCGACCGCUCGGCCCAGGGGUCGAUACGGUCGGAGCCUGCGCCGCUGCUUUUCUCCGGCGAAGACUAUCCCUUUGCAGACGCCGCCAAACCAAGCAAAUUAAGCGCCAGCCAGUCAGCGUAUCGUUCCACUAGUGAAGUUUUGUUUGUGUCGCUCUACAAUGCACUCUACCAGAAGUGUUUACUGAGGAUAACUGUGCGUCGCACACUAUAACACCGAAAUAUGAAGAGGUUUCCGUUGCUGAUAUGGCUUGGUUUGUGCUGUUGCUUGUUCGACCUGACGGUCAACGCGGUCGACCCAGCGGAAAAUGAAAUAGACAAUUACGCCCACAAGAAUCAUCAAGAGCAUCCCAAAUCCCCAGCUAGCGAGCUAAUUCAUGAAGUGGACAUCAUCAAACUAAUAAACGUGUCGGCCAAAGACCAAGGAGUCUCUCUCGUGGAGGGCCCCAUCAGGAAAUUCCCCGCCUACAAGUUCCGUUUGCCGUACGGCAAUGUCCCGCUGCCAAACUCGACGGCCGUCACCGCCGCCAUGAACAACCCCAACGGUUUCACCGUGGUGUUCCUCGUGAGGCAGCAGAAGAACAACUUAGGGACGCUCGUCUCGGUGAACUCACCCGGUAGAUUGACCCCGUGGUUCCAGCUCACGUCCAACUCCAAGACCGGGAGUUUGACUUUGAAAUAUAGGGUGCAGGGAUCGAACAGACUGAGACAGAUAGACUGGGGUCUGCCGAAACAUCACAGGAAGUCGCCUUUGGCUGCAUGGACCUGGAUCUCAGUGUCUGUCGAUUUCCGUACGGGAACCAUCCGGUUGGAUCUGGAUUGCCACCCGAGCCGCUUUGAGUCUUUAACACCUGGCAAGGACCAUGAGAGGAUAACCGUUCCUGAUGACGCCCUUGUGUACUUCAGGCAGGAACCUGGCAGGAAGAAAAAGUUCUUGGGUUCCAUGCAAGUGGCCAAGGUUCUUCCCUACGUAGUAGAGAGUAGGCUGUGGUCCUGUUUGCAGAUUUCCCAAAAUCUGGCACCGGGUUUUAGGAAACCCCUUCUGUAGGAGCGUAGGAGUAGAUUUUGAGAAGGAAUGUGAUACCGAGCAGCCAACGAAGAAGGCAUCCAAAAAAAUGAUAAAU
Molecule: messenger RNA, 1191 nt
Organism: Anoplophora glabripennis (Asian longhorned beetle)
Lineage: Eukaryota; Metazoa; Arthropoda; Insecta; Coleoptera; Cerambycidae
Product: kielin/chordin-like protein
Exons: 5
Coding region: 291-1115 (274 amino acids)
Source: RefSeq, a predicted model, not a curated record